CUCUAAACCCUAAAACCUAAACUCUAAACCCUAAACCCUAAAUUCUAAACCCUAAACUCCAUCCCUUGAGUGCUAUUUUUGUGACUUUUGACUUUGAAUGCUAGUUUGGAAACAAAAACUUGGUUUAGUGCUAUUUUGGUCUUUUUCUCAAAAAAAAACUCUAAUAAAAUAUAGAUAAUAUGAUAUUGGUUUAAAUUUGUAUUUGCGUUUACAUAUUAGCGAAAGAGAGCCAAAGAGGAGUGUGUGGUACAUACAAGCAUACUUCUAUUCUUUUGCCAAUGUUGCAACUGCUCCUGCUGCGAGCGUUUAGGAGCUAUUAGUGUGAUCUCUUCGUUUUGAGUUUUAUAAAAGGAAAUUCGUUUUUAUUAAAUAAUUGUUUUAUAUAAAAAUUAUAUAUACAUAUUUGUUCAUUAAACAACAUGUUGUACACAUAAGAAAAUUGGAUAUUAAUUAUAUAUUAAAUAUAUUUCCUUUUUGAUAAUACAUUUUUGAUAUAUAAUAUAAAACAAUUAGUUUUUCUUAAAUUAUAGGGUUUAGAUAUAAUUUUAUACUAAGAUAUUAUCUUUUUAUUAUAAUUUAUUUUGAUUUAUAUAAAAUUAUUUUUAUUAUUUAUAAUUUAAGAAAAUUCGUUUUGAGUUUUAUAAAAGGAAAUUCGAUUUUAUUAAAUAAAUGUUUUAUAUAAAAAUUAUAUAUACAUAUUUAUAAAGAUAUUGCCUCUUUGAUAAUAAAGUGAUUUGGAAACAAUUAUUAACAAAAAUUUAAAUAAAAUUAAUUAAUAAUAAUAUUUUGACAAUAAAUUUAAUUCAUUAAGGUGAUCAUUGUAAUUAACCUUCUAAAAAAAUAUGAUAGAUAUAUCUGAUAUAAUGAAAAAAAAAAUUUACUUAAACCGACAUUAAAAAAAAAAAAGGAAACUGCAUGUAAUUAUAUAUAGUGAUUCCCCUACUCCCUGAAACUCAUUCUCAGCAAAAGAAAACAGAAACAAAGAGCACAGAUUGAUUCCUUUCCUUCGUUCUUGUUAUUUGUCAUAACUAUGCGUACGUAUCCGCGUGGUUCGCGAUUUCAACCAACGGAGUUGGGGUUGGUGAAGCUUCAUCUUAAGAACAAGGUGGAGAAGAACAUAAGCGGUUUCAUCAAAACGUUGAACGUCUACGGAGACGCGCCGUGGCUUCUCCAUCACGACACGAACCCUCUGUAUAGUAGAAACGAAUGGUACUAUUUUGUUCCGAGGAAGAUAAGAGGUGUCAGGUCAGUGAGCCGGAUGGUACCGAGUAACGGAGAUAGCUUAGGGGGCACGUGGAAAUCAGUAGGUAAGAAAAAAGACAUAAAGAAGAAUGACAAGGAGUUGAUGGGUUACAAGACGGAACUGGUGUUCAAAAAGAACGUGGCGGGGGAGUUAGAGAAGGAGAAGACUGACUGGCACAUGGAUGAGUAUUCCCUUCACAGGAAUGGUGAUGAGUUCCAUGAUUUGGUCUUGUGUCAUGUCAGACUACUUCAUAGUGACGAGACAUUCAAACCCCAUGUCCCUGCUGCUCAUCAGGUUGAUCAUGUGAAAAAAGACAACAACAACAACAACGACGUAGUCUUACCAAACCAAGAGCAGCAAGAAGCUGGUUCUGCUAUGCAAGGUUACGAAGGUGGCAACGUCAAUCAACCUCAGCAACAACCAGAAGAGCAAGAAGAUUAUAUUCUUGUAGAUCGUCAUCUGCGGAGCAACCACAACCAAAGACAGAAUCUAUUGGAAGAUGUUGUUUAUCCGAAUGGCCGUGGCGACUUCAAUCAACAUCAGCAACAACAACAAGACCAAGAAGAUUCACUUAAUCUUCUACAUCCUCCUUUUCAGACCAACGUUAACCAAGAACAUUAUCCAUUGGGAGAUAUCGCUUAUCAUAACGCAGAGGGUGAUAUGACUGGCUAUGGACUCAUGCCAAGUUUUAACCAAGGCAACGACGUCAAUCAACAACAAGAUUCACCAGAUCCUCUUCUCCUUCCUCCUUUGCAGCAGAGCAACGACAACCAAGAACCUCAUCCAUUGGAUGAUAUUGCUUUUGAUGAUAAUCUUACGAUUGACAUUGAUGAACUCUUGAAAAUUCUAGACGAAGGGAAAGAGCAAGAAGAUCCACCCACUCUUCCCCUUCCUCCUCCUCUUCCGAGCAAUGUCAACCAAGCACCGUGUCUCUCGUGGGAUACCAAUUUUGCCCCAUCUCAGGUGGAGAACAACUACAACAACAACACCGUCUUACCGAACCAAGAGCAACGAGAAGGUGGUUUUGCUAAUCAUUAUGACAUGACGAUGAUGGUAGAGAAAGAACAUGGCGACAUCAAACAACAAUAUCAGCAAGAGCUACAGCAAAUAGAUCGACAGAGUUUAUUCUAUGAUCCUGAGUGGGAUGAUUUGCGUUUUAGUAGUGAUUUGAUUAUGCCAAAUAUGGACGUAAGCUUGACUCAACAACAACUACGAGAACUGGAAGAAGAGAGAUUACAACUGGUGGAGAGCUACAACAACAACACCGUCUUACCGAACCAAGAGCAACGAGAAGCUGGUUUUGCUAAUCAUAACGACAUGAAGAUGAUGGUAGAGAAAGAACAUGGCGACGUCAAACAAGAUCAAGAGCAACGGAUAAAAGAUCUACUGAGCUAUCUCCUUUCGGAUGAUUUUGGUUUUGAUGGCCCAGAGGAUGGACCGAUUGCGCCAGAGCUAUUAAAACUGCUGGAACCGGUUCCCCAAGCUCAAGACUCGGAAGUCAUGCCUCCUCCUCCUCAGAGCAACGACAACCAUGGACAGCUUCCUCUUGUCCCAUCUCAGGUGGAGAAUCACAACAACACCAACGUCUUACCGAAACAAGAGCAACAAGAAGCUGGUUUUGCCUAUCAGAAUGACAUGACGAUGGUAGCAAACGAACAUGGCGACGUCAAGCAACCACAAGAUCAAGAGCAACAGCAUAUAGAUUUACAGAGUCUUCUCCGUGAUCCUGAGUGGGAUGAUUUACGUUGUGAUUUUGGUGGCCCAGAGGUUGGUUUGAUUUUGCAAAAUAUGGAGGUAAGCAUGACUCAACAAGAAGAACAAGAAGUGCAAGAAGAGAUAUUAAAACGCAUGCUGGAACCAGUUCCUCAACCUCAAGACUCGGGAGUACAUGCGGAUCAAGUCAUGCCUAAAGAUUGAUACGCUGAAUAUAGUUCUUGAUAUUUGUAUGUAACUCCUUUAUUAGUUGAUUUUAUUUCCGGUUAUAGGGUUUCCACAAUGGAGACUUGAACUCGUUUAAAUGUUUGUUUUAUAUCAACUUUUAUUCUAUUGGUUUUAAUGUUUGUUUCUUAGGUCUAACUGGUGAUUAUAGAACUCAUUUUAGUGUUUGUAUCAAUAUCUAGUGAUUAUAGAACUCGUUUUAGUGUUUGUAUCAAUAUCUACUGACUGGUUCUCUUACGUAUAAUUUAAAACGGAUUUAUCAAUACAUGAUCAUUAGGGUUAAUUAGCUAACUAAACAACCGGUUAUAUAAUUAGAUUAAUUAAAUAUUACAGAAUGUAUUCCAUCUUACAAAUUAGGGCUAAUAUAAGAAAAAUAGAGUGAAAAGAAAGAGAAAGUGAGAAUAGUUAUUCAGAAGAAUCUCCAGAUUGUAUAUAGAUAAUCUUCUUUGGACUAAUUUCGGUUUACUGUAACUUGAAAUUCAAUAGUUCAGGUUUAGUUUGGCACAUAUGUAGAAUAGAUAGAUAAUCUACUUGGACUCUUGACGUCUCAGCUUUCGUUCAAUUUCACGAGAUGCCGGAUUCGAGAAACAACGGUUGAUUGUAUAUUUCUCCGUACUAGCCACCAUUUGUGACGUGUCCGAUGACGACUCUGAUGAUUCGCUCUCUGUUAGAUUGUCACACACGUUAAACCAGUUAUUAGGGCUACGAAUAGAUAUAAAAGUGGAUGUGAGAGUUUUGGUUGCAUGGGAGAGGGAGGUUUUCACGUACCGAAUAGUGACCUAAGAGCAUAUGCAAUGGUCAUCCCCCAAGGGGAGUCCUUACCAUUUUUUUAUUAUUAAAUUUUUUUUUUUUUUUUUUUUAAAUAGUUAAGGAUUUAUGUUAAGAAGGUGGGUGCAAUGGUGAUAUCCGAAUAGGAGUCCUUAGAGAAAAAAAUUUUUUUUUAAAAAUGAAAAAUUAUUUUAAAUUAUUAGAAGUAAAAAUAUUACAAUACAUUGAAUUUUUUUUAAAAAAGAGACAAUGACAAAACUUAAAAGAGCUAAUUAUUAAUCUUCUUCACCAAAUUUGUUCCAAAUAUUUUCGAUUAAAUCAUUCUUCAAUCGUUCAUGUAUUUGCCUAUCACGAAGAUCAUUCCGAUUGGGAAACAUAUUAUUCAGAUUUGUAGGCCUCUCGGUUUCGACCUCUGAACUUCUGGUGACGUUUCCUUCUGCAAAUUCUGAAAUAUCAUAACGAAUGUAUCCAUCUCGUUCAUUUUCGACUAUCAUGUUGUGUAGUAUGAUACAUGCUCUCAUAAUCUUCCCUAUCUUUGCCUUGUUCAUUGAAAGAGCCGGGUUUUUUACAAUCGCAAACCGGGCUUGUAGAACUCCAAAAGCCCGCUCCACAUCUUUACGGGUUGCUUCUUGAACUUUAGCAAAUAAUUCUUGUUUAGGAGUUUGGGGGAGUGUAAUAGAUUGGAUAAAUGUUGACCAUUUUGGAUAUAUCCCGUCUGUGAGGUAGUACGCCAAUUUAUAUCGAUGCCCGUUGACCACGUACUUUACCCUAGGGGCACGACCUUCUAAAAUGUCAUCAAAAACAGGAGACCGAUCGAGGACAUUGAGAUCGUUUAAGGUACCUGGAGGACCGAAAAAGGCGUGCCAUAUCCAAAGAUCUUGUGAAGCUACAGCCUCUAAUACAAUUGUCGGUUUUCCUGAUCCACGUGUGUAUUGUCCUUUCCAAGCGGUUGGGCAAUUUUUCCACUCCCAAUGCAUACAGUCAAUGCUCCCGACCAUCCCAGGAAACCCUCGUGUCUCUCCAAUAUCGAGAAGUCUUUGAAGAUCCGCCGGUGAGGGUCUUCGUAGAUACUCUUGUCCAAACAACCGGAUGAUUCCAUCAGUGAACUUAUGUAAACACAAAAGUGCAGUGCUCUCACCAAUUCGGAGAUACUCGUCAACCGCAUCAGCUGCAGAACCAUAAGCAAGCUGACGAAUUGCUGCCGUACAUUUUUGAAGCGGUGUAUGACCAAACCUCCCGGUUGCAUCUUGUCUAUGUUGAAAGAACGGAAUGUUCUCUGAGAGUUCAUAGACAAUACGCGUGAAUAAAUCCUUAUUCAUGCGAAAACGCCGUCUGAACUGUGCCGAGUACGUCGCGUCUACGCUGAAGUAGUCAUUCCAUAAACGGUUAUGGCCUCCUUCACGAUAUCGUUCUACAUAAGCACGUCUCCGUCGAUUAUUCGGUUGGGGCUCCACAAUAUCAUUGUAUGUAUCUUCGACGAUUUCGUCGAUAAUAUCAUCCAAUCUUUCGUCGACAUCAUCAGAUGAUGAUGAUGAUGACAUUAGUAGAUAUUCCUACGGUGAAAAAAUAUUAUUAUUUUCAGUUGAUCCAAAAGUAUACUAAGAAGUAAUUUAAUGAAUAACAAAGUCAUUUCUAGAAUUGCAUUCAGCUUCCAUGGUUAUAAAAGAUAUGAAGAUUAUCGUUGGAGAGGUAACUUGAUAAGCAAGUUGUUGAUUAUUAGAUAUGUCUAUCAAGAAUAUUGAGAGCAAAGGUCGGUUAAUGCACAUUGCACAGUUCGUAUAAACUAAUUAUCCAUUAGAACCGUAAACUAAAAACACUAUUUAAUUACUUCUGACCUAGAAGAUGUAACGGGAAUCAAUAGAAGAUGUAAGCAAGAAACAAGUGCAUGAAAAAUAACUAGAACCAUAGUUAGAGAGUAACCUGAGUUGAGAGCUAUUACAAGAGUAGAAAGAGAUCUUGGUUCACAAAUAUUACAAAGCUUUCUGAUGUUUAGUACAAUGAGAAACAUAGAGAGCUUUUACUUAUAGAAAACAACUACCCCGUCACUUGUGAGCUGGAGCUACAAUCCAAAAUGCUCUCACUACUCCAAAUGUAUCCGUGACUACUUCAUCUUGCUAAAGACCAAAACACUCAGACGCCCGUGACUACUUCACCUAACCUGCAACAACAUAUUAAAACAUGUUAGCUUAGCUGUAAAAUAACAUGAAACAACAUAGUACACAGGGACUACUAAGCAACCUCAAUCAACACAGAGUUCACAUCAUAUCAUUUCAGACAUUAGCUUCAGUUUAAGUGAUUUUUCGAUAUCAGAUAAAGGCUCUUUCAUCGCCAGCAAGCGAUCAAGGAGUUUGUUUUUUGAAAGUUUUUCCUUAAGUUCUAACACGUUCUGAAGCUUGGACAACUCUUCUUCUCUACCACUCUUCUUCUUCUUACUGCCACCUUUCGCAGCCUUAACCCCGAUUGGUCUCUCCUCUGGAUCUCCGACGUCCGCUUCUUCUGUAUCAACCUCCAAGACGGACCUCCGCUUUUCCUUUCCACCUUCCUUAGCCACAUAAAUCGAGGCCCAUUUCUGGUCAUGCCUCAGCUCCCUCCAGCAGUGAUCAAGUGCGAACUUGCAACCAUACUUGGUGAAGUAUAUAUUUAAUGCAUUCUUCAUCAGAUCAUCAUCAUUUUCCCCACUUUUCUGCGCCCUCAAAGCUGCAUCGUAGCAUCCAGUAAACCUGCAUACUUCCCCGUUGAUCCUACUCCACCUCUGUUUGCAAGAAGUAAUCUCUCGCGGAAUUUGACCAACGAGCAGAGGGCUUGCGUUGUAGUACUCUACAAUACGCUUCCAGAAAGCCCCAACUCUCUGCUCGUUGCCAAUGAUAGGAUCCUUACUGGUGUUAAGCCAAGCACCAAUAAGGAUCUUAUCUUCUUUAGGACAAUAUUUCCUCCUCUCGGCAGCAGCUUGGCUAGGAGACUGAGCAGGGACUUGGCUAGGAGACUCAGCAGGGACUUGGCUAGGAGACUCAGCAGGGACUUGGCUAGGAAACUGAGCAGGAACUUCAG
Molecule: messenger RNA, 6997 nt
Organism: Brassica rapa (field mustard)
Lineage: Eukaryota; Viridiplantae; Streptophyta; Magnoliopsida; Brassicales; Brassicaceae
Product: phospholipase D A-like
Biological process (GO): regulation of DNA-templated transcription
Molecular function (GO): DNA binding
Source: RefSeq, a predicted model, not a curated record